AGCGCGAAACACAACAUGGCUAAGCGAACAGCAAAAGCUGACAAUUUUGUCUGGACAGACGAAGAGGUGGAGUUAUUGCUGCAAACAACCUUAAAUUACAAAACAACAAAGGCACAUCAGGGCGUGGACUGGGAGUCCUGCCAGGCAAAAUAUACAGACAUAUGGACCGAAUUUCUUCAGCAGUAUCCUAUACCUGGAGGGACAUCAUAUCCACACGAGAAAGACGCUAUUAGUAAAAGUCAGAUAACGUCAAAGCUGAAAGCCAUCCGGAUCAAGUAUAGGCAGGCUGUGGAUACCCAACGGCGGAGUGGCCAUGGGCGAGUUAUCACUCUAUAUUUUGAUUUAUGUAACGAAAUAUGGGGUGGGUCGCCAGCAACCACAGCAAUAGAGGCCGGUGUUGAAACAUCAGAGGUGAACGAAACCGUGGACACUAGUAGUGAGUCAAACGCGAGCAUUACAUCGUCUGACCUGCCGAACACAGAAGAAUCAAUUGUCAGCCCCCAUACCUCAGCCCAGAAGCGGAGAAAUCUACUUCAGGCAAGGCUUGAUGGCCAUAAAGGUGAAAGGCUCCAGAAGAAACUUCGGGUGGAUCCAGUGCAGACUGACCUCGACAUAAAGAAGAAGAUUGUAGAUAUUUUGGAGAAGGCUGAAAAAAGCAACAGCAAUAGGCUGGACACAAUUGCAGAGGCUCAAAUUAGAAUAAGCCAUAGUUUUGAUGCCCUUGUGAGACACAUGACAUCUCAGCCACAAGCAAAUCGUGCCCCACCUGACCACUACAACACAGCACAGCUCAUGGCCCCUGCACAUCCAUACACACCAUCACCCAUGGGCCCUGCACAUUCAUACACAGCUCAGCCAAUGGCCCCCGCACAUUCGUACACACCACCACCUAUGGGCCCUGCACAUUCAUACACACCAGCACCCAUGGGCCCUGCACAUUCGUACGCAACACAGCCAAUGGGCCCUGCACUUCCAUCCUCCUACAGACAAUUCCUGCUGGGGGAACACUCCGAUGAGGAAGAGACUUAA
Misgurnus anguillicaudatus (oriental weatherfish) is the source of this 1029-nucleotide messenger RNA. RefSeq lists its product as uncharacterized. The record is from RefSeq and is a predicted model, not a curated record. NCBI's taxonomy places the organism in Eukaryota, Metazoa, Chordata, Actinopteri, Cypriniformes, Cobitidae.